Molecule: messenger RNA, 1060 nt
Organism: Nanorana parkeri
Lineage: Eukaryota; Metazoa; Chordata; Amphibia; Anura; Dicroglossidae
Gene: CENATAC
Product: coiled-coil domain containing 84
Exons: 11
Source: RefSeq, a predicted model, not a curated record
GCCGUGUUGCGCUGGUGUGAUGGUGGUGUAUAUGUGUGCGGUGUGUCGGAGGUCUGUGUUCCAUGGCAGGAGGAAACAUGUCUAUGAGAAGGGACACCGGGAGCGGCUGCAGGCGGUUCUCAGCGCCUUUUCCCAGAAGGUGGAGGCCGCCCGGAAGAUGAUUAAGGAGGCCGCAGUGGAGAAGUAUAUCCUGCAGGAGCAUGAAGAGAAAUUCUGGUGUCAUUGCUGUGACGUGGAGGUGAAGAGACACAGUAGUGAUGGCCAUCUGACAGUGCUCUAUGGAGGAAUGUUGGAGCACAUGUACAGUCCAGAACACAAGAAAGCUGUAAACAAAUUUUGGUGGACACACCAGGCUGAUGGGAAACUAAAAGCACGUUUUUUUCUUACUACAGAAGAGUUUGAAAGGCUCAAGUCUUCAGUAACCAAAGCUUUAGAAGGCUAUGAAGAAAAGGAGGAUGUACUUAUUAAACAGAUGGCUGAGCAGAUUCAGAUGGUAGAACAGAGCCGACAUGAGAUAUUACAGAAUCCCCUAGAGGUUUGUUAGACACCAUCUACAGAACAGUAUCCAUUACUAAACAUAUUUGGUUACAUAACAUGUUGUUUCAGUGAUGAAGCAGCUGAUGAGUCGUCUUGGGAUAACAGUGUGCAUUUGCAAUGCAGUGCAACGGCAGCCAGUUCCAGCAGUGCAUCCAGUGUGCAUGAGAACCCAUCUGUGAUACCAGCUACAUCUCUAACAUACAUCGGCCAACAGGUGCGUCCUAAUGAUGGCAACAUUCACACAGGUGCUCUCCCUCCAUGGAUGAUCUCCGAUGAAGAGGACACUUUAAAACAACAAGCGAUUGGACCAGCCUUAGAAGGAUUUCUAAAACACAAGGAGAAGAUGCUGCUGAAGAAACUCCCCCCAAAGAGAGUGGGUGCAAACUUCGAUCACAACGCCCCAACUGAUGAGGGUUGGCUUCCUUCCUUUGGUAGAGUGUGGAAUAGUGGAAGGAGGUGGCAGUCCAGGCAUCAAUACAGAAAAGAGUCCGGCAAAAAAAGGAAACGCAAUGAAGAUAUGUAA